CGGAGAGCGCAGCGUCCUUUUUUAAACACAAACAAACUCAAACACAAACACACACUAAACCGCUCUUGAACACACGAGCCGCUCUUUAUGAAACACGAAAACGCUGCUUUUACUUGACGUCUCUCAAUUCAACCUUUUUCCAGCUUCAAAAGUAUAAACACACGAAAACUCUCUGCAGAGACCAAGUCACUGGACAACGUCAGCUUAUUGAGUACAAAGAUGCAGAACACCAGAUAUUUACGUCUCAAACAACAGCUUCUGGCACUUAAAGUCAUCAAAACCAAACAAAAUAAAGAAAUCCUAGGGCUGAAGUACAAAAUCAGAGGCCAUGAAAAAAUCCUAUGCAUAAUGAAGGUGAAACUUGCAAACAUGGAAAAGAAGUUUAACAAAGAGACCAAGUGUGCAUCUACGCAAACUGAAAACGAGCAGAAAGUGGAGAAAGUUAGUAUCCUGACCCUGAGACAGGAAGUGAAACAACAUCCUGUAGCUGGAGCUGCCUUUACCUCAACUCGAUCUCAAGACCUGAGUAGAAAAGUUCUCAAGGUGAAGAGUCCAAAUACACCCAGGAUCCAGCCUAACUGGUCAUCAGAAAAAGAGCCGUUGUCUGUCAACCAACGGUCAAUGGUACCUUUAUCAAUUCCUGACCCUAGGAAAAUCCUAUCAAACAGACCCGUCUCCAGCAUGUCACCCACAAGGAAUGUCAAAAGGCCACGACUUGACACCCGUUCACCCGAUCCUGCAAGUCUUACACCUCUCACAAUUUCCAAACAAAUAAACAGCAUGGAUGUAGCAGGAGGACAAAGGGACUGCCACACAGGAAAGUCCCUUAUCUCCAGUGCUAUAAAGAAACUUCAAACGUCAUGUUUUGAUGCGUUUCCUACAGUCUCAGGUCGUCUUCUUUGCGGAAGAGUAUCUGAAGUUACUGGUCUGAGGGAUGAAGAAAAAUCUGUCAUUUCUGAUUUUUGUAAAAACCGGGCCUUAACACCGAAGUUUAUGUCCGCCAUUUUGUGCAUGAUCAAGGCAGAGGGAGCAGCUAUGAAACAUGAACUCCUGCAGACACUGUGUAGGGUUUAUGUAGGCUUGUGUCAGAAGACUGGAGACUCUCACAAGGCACAUGCCCUUGCCUAUAGGCUUUUGAAAGAGGACAUUCCUGAAGCCCCAAAGCUGAUUUUGGUCAUGGUGACAGCAUGGCCAGGCGUUUUUUCCCAUGACAGCUCACUGUGCCGAGCCAUCCAAAAAGUGACCAAGCUGAAAGCAGAGGGAGACAUAUUAGACUACCUCAGCAAAUACCUGCACUGGGAUGAGAAGCCUCCAGCAGAUGUUCACAAAAUUAUCUCCAGCACACUGAAGUCUCUUCUCCAUGACAGCAGUCUGACAUUCAAGAAGAACAGUUGGUAUGGCAUUGACCUCUGCCCUGCUGCCUGGGACUACAUAUUCAGUCUGGAUCUUCUGUGCACACAACAGGGCUGGAUAUGGACCUUUAAAAAUAUUAUAAGCCAGGAGAUUUCUCAGGCCAUGAGCACUUGGCUAAAACAAAAAAGAUCUCAGCAAAUGGCAGUCCGAGACGUCUGUGUAGCAACACUUUUGAGGCUACUUGGGCGACUUGGCCAGCUGGGUCUAAAGGAGAAAGAGUUGGUCCAAAACAUUGCAAAUGGUAUAAAAGACUUUGGAAACUUCCGAAGAUCAGAUGUUGCAGGUAUGUCUUUAGAGGUGCAGCUCUCAGUGUUCUACGCCACUCAUGAUCUGGCACCCAGCAACCCCAGAGAAGCCUUGGAGACUUUAACAUCAUGGCAAGAAGGGAUCGCACAACCGGUUCCUCCAGCUGUCACCAGCUGCAUUACACAAAUCAGUAAGCUCUGUCAGAAGAUCUAA
This is a messenger RNA of Tachysurus vachellii, 1872 nucleotides long. RefSeq names its product little elongation complex subunit 1-like. Lineage: Eukaryota; Metazoa; Chordata; Actinopteri; Siluriformes; Bagridae. The transcript has 12 exons. The record is from RefSeq and is a predicted model, not a curated record. Bases 220 to 1872 code for a protein of 550 amino acids.